UCUUAUCGGAGCCGAACUGAGUUGAUGGAACCAAGCAUUGCAGAUUAGCCCUACUGAUAUUAGCUGCAUUAAAUAUUUCAUAUGUCACACGAUCUCUGGUAGGAGAAAUUUGAUGCCCAGCCUAGAUCUUGUUUCUUUUCGGAAAGAAUGAUGUUGGAAUAUAGCAGUACGCUUUUCGUGGAAACUCUAAUGAGAUGCCCCACGGGGAAACAUAGGUAUUUUGGCAAGGGGUCGCAUCUGCCGAGGGUUCCCCAACUUCAACCCCGCCUAUAACACCACAUCGUCCCGCUUUCUAUUAGGGGAACUGUAGAGCGGAGUACCUUCUAGGUAAGUAUUACCAAUUUUGGAGGGAUUACGAAUAAGGGGAUAAUGUUCGCAAGUGAUAUAUAUGUGAGAUUGACUGGCCGGAAUGUUCGACGACGAAGGGGGGAAACAGAAAGAAUUUAGAAAAUUAUAUGAAUAUAGCCACCAUGACGGCACGAACAAUCCCAGUUAUAAUACCAUCGUUAAAGGAGAAGCAUAGCGGGACGCCGGUGCGACUGAGCCAGGAAGCAAAAGAUGCACAUGCCCGCCUGUCGUCAAACCGUACGCUGCCAGCCAGUCAAGCGAGAAAGAGACCGGUUCGAUUGCCACCAGAUGUUUCUCUGGAGAAAUUUGAGACGGCAGUUAAGGAAUUGAGGACAGAAAUAGGAGAUGACAAUGUCGAAGUCAAUGAUAAGCCACUAGUGGAUGGGUGGUACUUAGAACACCCAAACACUCACGAUGCAUUCCACAUUGCGGACCAGGAAGAGCUUGUCAGUAGUGCGACAGUGUAUCCUGGGUCAACGGAAGAAGUUCAAGCGACGGUUCGCUGGGCUAACAAGUUCGGCAUCCCAAUCUAUCCUAUCUCCAUCGGUCGAAACCUAGGCUACGGUGGCGCCGCACCCCGUAUGCCUGGGGCCAUAGUCGUUGAUCUCGGUAAACGGAUGCACCAGGUCAUCAAUAUUGACGCGGAGAAUGCUAGUUGUGUCGUCGAACCCGGAGUCACGUACUUCAAGCUCUAUGAGGAAAUUCAGAAUCGAAAUCUCCCAUUGUGGAUCGACACCCCCGAUCUGGGUGGGGGUAGUGUACUAGGUAACGCCAUCGACCGCGGCGUGGGCUAUACUCCAUACGGAGACCAUUUCGCAAACCAUUGUGGCAUGGAGCUCGUCUUGCCUGAUGGUGAACUAUUGCGUACAGGCAUGGGUGCAAUGCCAGGCCCAGACGGGUCAGAUAACCCUACCUGGCAAUCAUUCCAGCACGCGUUCGGCCCUGCCAUCGAUGGUAUUUUCUCACAAAGCAAUUUUGGAAUCGUGACAAAAAUGGGUUUCCAUCUGAUGCCUGAGACUGGACAUCAAUCAUACUGCUUCACUUUCCCGCGCGAUGAUGACUUUGAACAUAUAGUGGAUCUCAUCCGACCCCUUGCCCAAAAGCGCAUAUUGGGGAAUAUUCCACAACUACGCCACGCAAUUCAGGAGCUUGCCGUUACUGGUGGGAGAAAGAAAGAUUUCCACGAUGGGGCUGGCCCAAUGACACGGGAGGAGAUUCGAACUGCUGCUUCGAAGUUGCCGCUUGGUGAUUGUUCUUGGGUUUUCUACGGAACCCAAUACGGACCUCCGGAGGCUAUCGUCGCACAACUGGAACUUAUCAAAGGGGAGUUCGGGAAGAUCCCGGGCUCAAAAUUCUUUUUGCCCGCCAAUCUCCCUCCCGAUCAUUAUAUCCACGAUAGAGCCUCGGUGUGCAGUGGCGUGCCGGUUCUGCGGGAAUUAGACUGGCUUAAUUGGGUCCCUAACGGUGCUCAUUUAUUCUUCUCGCCGAUCGCACCAACCCGUGGCAAGGAUGCGCGCACGAUACAUGAGCUAAUUGUAGCAGCGCAUCAAAGGCACGGUUUCGACUUGUUCCCAACGUUGUGUGUGGCUGGUCGUGAAAUCCACUAUAUCACAAAUAUCAUAUAUGAUAGGGCGGACCCUGAAGCUAAGAAUCGCGCCAUACGCCUCAUGCGUGAGAUGAUAGAUGAGUGUGCUGCGAGGGGAUUUGGUGAGUAUCGCACACAUCUCCUGUUCGCCGAUCAGGUAGCCGGUACAUAUAACUGGAACAACUCGGCGUUCAUGCGUUUCAAUGAGACGAUUAAAGAUGUCUUGGAUCCGAACGGGAUUCUUGCCCCUGGUAGGAAUGGUAUUUGGCCUAAGCGGUUCAGAGGGAAAGGAUGGGAGCUGAAAGUUGAUGACAUUGACUUAACAACAAUUGGACCCCGUUCCUAAGAAUUCGGUAUAUCAAUAGUAGAAAACCAAAGCAAAAUUAGCAAAAUAGGGUAUCGGUU
Messenger RNA from Annulohypoxylon maeteangense, 2338 nucleotides. Its product is annotated as vanillyl alcohol oxidase. Gene Ontology annotation, cellular component: mitochondrion. NCBI's taxonomy places the organism in Eukaryota, Fungi, Ascomycota, Sordariomycetes, Xylariales, Hypoxylaceae. The record is from RefSeq and is a predicted model, not a curated record. The coding region runs from base 456 to 2279 and encodes 607 amino acids. Gene Ontology annotation, molecular function: FAD binding; D-lactate dehydrogenase (cytochrome) activity; D-lactate dehydrogenase (NAD+) activity. Gene Ontology annotation, biological process: lactate catabolic process. The transcript is spliced from 3 exons.